Messenger RNA from Carlito syrichta (Philippine tarsier), 3027 nucleotides. It is a transcript of the gene PXYLP1, whose product is annotated as 2-phosphoxylose phosphatase 1. Bases 140 to 1582 code for a protein of 480 amino acids. Gene Ontology annotation, molecular function: phosphatase activity. Gene Ontology annotation, biological process: chondroitin sulfate proteoglycan biosynthetic process; glycosaminoglycan biosynthetic process; dephosphorylation. The record is from RefSeq and is a predicted model, not a curated record. Gene Ontology annotation, cellular component: Golgi apparatus. The transcript has 6 exons. Lineage: Eukaryota; Metazoa; Chordata; Mammalia; Primates; Tarsiidae.
CAGCUGCUUCUGGCUCACAGUCUAGGCAGGGAUUACUUGUGUAAAAUGGCAGCAUAUGCUUGUCUAGCAGAAUAUUCAUGACUUGGGACAUGUCCCUGAUUUGAGGUGAAACCAUGAAGAGGAAAUAGAACACAUAAUAAUGCUUUUCCGCAACCGCUUCUUGCUGCUGCUGGCCCUGGCUGCCCUGCUGGCCUUCGUGAGCCUCAGCCUGCAAUUCUUUCACCUGAUCCCCGUGUCAGCAGCAAAGAAUGGAGUGAACAGCAAGAGUCGAAAGAGAAUCAUGCCCGACCCGGUGACGGAGCCCCCUGUGACAGACCCCAUUUAUGAAGCUCUUUUGUACUGCAACAUCCCCAGCGUGGCCGAGCGCAGCAUGGAAGGCCACGCCCCGCAUCAUUUUAAACUGGUCUCGGUGCAUGUGUUCAUUCGCCACGGGGACAGGUACCCGCUGUAUGUCAUUCCCAAAACAAAACGACCAGAAAUUGACUGCACUCUGGUGGCUAACAGGAAACCGUAUCACCCUAAACUGGAAGCUUUCGUUAGUCACAUGGCAAAAGGAUCCGGAGCCUCUUUCGAAAGCCCCUUAAACUCCCUGCCUCUGUACCCCAAUCACCCGCUGUGUGAGAUGGGAGAGCUCACGCAGACAGGAGUCGUGCAGCAUCUGCAGAACGGCCAGCUGCUGAGAGACAUCUACCUAAAGAAACACAAGCUCCUGCCGAAUGAUUGGUCCACAGACCAGCUUUAUUUAGAGACCACGGGGAAAAGCCGGACCCUGCAGAGCGGGCUGGCCUUGCUCUAUGGCUUUCUCCCAGAUUUUGACUGGAAGAAGAUUUAUUUCAGGCACCAGCCAAGUGCUCUGUUCUGCUCUGGAAGCUGCUACUGCCCAGUGAGAAACCAGUACCUGGAGAAGGAGCAGCGUCGUCAGUACCUCUUGCGUCUGAAAAACAGCCAGCUGGAGAGGACCUACGGGGAGAUGGCCAGGAUCGUGGACGUCCCAACCAAGCAGCUCCGGGCGGCCAACCCCAUAGACUCCAUGCUCUGCCACUUCUGCCAUAACGUCAGCUUCCCUUGCACCAGGAAUGGCUGUGUCGCUAUGGAGCACUUCAAGGUGAUCAAGACACAUCAGAUAGAGGAUGAGAGGGAGAGGCGGGAGAAGAAGCUGUACCUCGGGUACUCACUCCUGGGCGCCCACCCAAUCCUGAACCAGACCGUCGGUCGGAUGCAGCGUGCCACCGAGGGCAGGAAAGAAGAGGUCUUUGCCCUCUACUCUGCUCAUGAUGUCACUCUGUCCCCAGUCCUCAGUGCCUUGGGCCUUUCGGAAGCCAGGUUCCCAAGGUUUGCGGCCAGGCUGAUCUUCGAGCUUUGGCAAGACAGGGAAAAGCCCAGCGAGCAUGCCGUCCGGAUUCUGUACAAUGGUGUCGACGUCACAUUCCACACCUCAUUCUGCCAGGACCACCACAAGCGUUCUCCCAAGCCCAUGUGCCCCCUCGAAAAUUUAGUUCGCUUUGUCAAAAGGGACAUGUUUGUGGCCCUGGGAAGCAGUCGUACAAAUUAUUAUGAUGCAUGUCACAGGGAAGGAUUCUAAAAGGUCCGCAGCACGGCAGUGUAGAAUCUUUGCCAGUACAGAGAGUGGGGAAAGAUCCACUUCUAGUUCUAUCUGUUGCUAAGGGUAUAUGAUGAUUGAUUUUUUUAAAGGCUAAACACUGUGUUUGGGAGCCACGUGGAUGGUUUGGGUGGAACAGCAAGCAUGUUGCUAUAUUCUGGUACAUGAAUUGCUUGGUACAAGAUGGCUAGUUUACAGAGAAAAGAAGGUACGUUAUCAUAGCCAGACUUUGUUUAGAAUGCCAGAAUAAUAUACUUCAGUACCCAAAGUCACCAAGCCAACCUUGUAUUAUUUUGGACUGCCGUGGUACUGUAUGAUGAAACCAGCAAACCUCAGCCCAAAUUUUCUUAAUCUUGGACAGUUUUACCUUGUCCUUGUUCACUUAAGUAUUUUUGGAAGUGAUUUAUCUAAAAGGGGUUGGCAAACUUUUUCCAUAGGGCCAGAUAGUAUUUUAGACUGUAUGGAUCAAAAGUCCACAUACAGUCUCUGUUGCAGCUACUAAACUAAACUCUGCUCUUGGAACACAAAAGUAACCCAGACAAUACACACAUGAAUAAGUGUGCUGUGUUCACAGGCUGGACAAAACAGGUGGGGGCCAGAGUUGGCACCCAAGCUGUAGUGUCAACCCCUAAUCAACGAAAGUUAAUAAAUAGGCUGUAAUACAACUGCACUUCCAGCACUUUGAGAACCAGAUGAAUAUCAUGAAUUAUUCAGUGGUUUAUCCAGUAACUUCUGAUAAAAACACAGAAUUUGGUCUGUAUCUGACACUAUAACAAAACUUGAGGGGAAAUAAAUAUUGAAUCAGAAUGAAUCAUAGAAGAACAAUUAGAAGCAUACUUGAUGUCCAUGAUGAUUGUGGUACGAGAUAGUUUUAAGUAUGUUUUAAAUAUUUGUCUGCUGUAGACUAUUUGCUGUAUAUGCUGAGAGUUUUGUAUUCUAUUUAGUAUUUUUAUAGUCUAGGAAAAUAUUUUCUAAGACCAAUUUUAGAUGUGUUCUUCCUAGAGUAAUAUUCAAUUUACUGCACCUGCUUGGUGGUUAGAAGGAGGCCAGAAGAUGAAUUUAGGUACUUUCUUCCAAGAAAACUAAUGAUGGUUCAUUCCCUUUGACAAGCUAUAUGAUUGGAUCAAUUUUUAAACCCUUUCAUCAGUUUCAAAUGGUAAAUUCAGAUUGAUUUUUCAAUACGUUUUUGGAAGAACUUUGUUACCAGAUAGUUUAAAAAAAUAUUUAUAAGGUGUUUUAUAUGGUAGAAGCAAUUGUAAUUAAAUCUGUGAUUUCUGAAUUAAUGGUGCUAAUUCCACUCAAAGAAAAAUGUAAAGUGCAAGUGGGAUUCUCUGGUGUCAUUGGCAUUCCAGCUUUUUCUCUGUGUUUGUCCAGUGUUGCAUUUGAACAUGUUUCUAUAAAUAAAUUUUUGAAGAAUACUUAUACAA